AUGCCGAGGUUUUAUUCUGCCAUUCCUCAUUCACCCAACAAAAGGACCCCAUUUCAAGUCUUGUCUUUAUCCGAGAAUGCAUCAACAGCUGACGUGAAGAAACGCUAUUAUGAACUCGCCAAGACAUUGCAUCCAGACAAGCCGACAGGCGAUGUAGAAGAAUUCAGACAAGUGGUACGAGCGUAUGAGCUAUUAUCGGAUCCUGGCAAGAGGUCAAUGUACAUGCGCACUGGAUUGGGAUGGGAUGUUGCUGUUCCUUCUUCGACUUCAUGGGGAGACCCUUGGGCAUCGACUCCAGGACAACGACCAGCGUCGUACACAAAUGCAUAUUGGGCAGCACAAGAUGAUAUACGAUACAAGGGUGGACCCUGGUCUUCACAUGAGAAGCCUCGCUAUAUGAGCAAUCGCACCUUCUUUUCCAUCGUGGCUGGGCUGGCACUAGUCGUUGGAGUAGCACAUUUUGCACACAUCUUGGGAUCACAUUCAUCAUUUAUCAGUGCCGCUGACAGGCAUCAUUUACGCACAAGUCAAGACUUAGAACGAGCACGUACCGAAGCUCAAUUAUUUGGCAAUCAGCGGGCUGUAGAACGGAUGCUAGAGAAUCGCAUGAAAUACUUUCGGGAUGACAACAACAAUAGUAGUCAUGGCAACAGUAGUAGUAGUGGUAGCGAUGGUAACAAUAAAUAA
This is a messenger RNA of Lichtheimia ornata, 687 nucleotides long. RefSeq lists its product as uncharacterized. The transcript has a single exon. The record is from RefSeq and is a predicted model, not a curated record. Lineage: Eukaryota; Fungi; Mucoromycota; Mucoromycetes; Mucorales; Lichtheimiaceae. The coding region runs from base 1 to 687 and encodes 228 amino acids.